UCAGUGUUUACAUCAGGAGAACGGAAAUAGGUCUAGACAACAUGGUGGAAAUGUGCUGUUAUUAGCGCUAAUGUUACCACGCUUUAAAUGGUUACAGAAAUCGUAUUAAAGGAGUCUGUUGCUCCAAAAUGGAUUAAAAUAACUCAAAUACAAGUAUCCAUUUAUUGCUCACACGCGGCUUUGAUUUUGUGGUCAAUUGAUGUCUAAAAUCAGCGGCUGAAAUGUCCAAACCUGCACUACUUUCACUUCAUCAAGCACUGAGGAAAAGCUUCCAGAGUCUUGAAAACAAUCAGAAAGUAUGGACGACUGUGUUGGCCGAUUGCAGCCCUCUGAUGGUGUCUCUCGGGAAUUUGGCAGAGCAGUCGAGAGCGCUUUCCAAUGUCCAAAUCUCCAACACACCGCUCAGAGACUUUCCUGACCUGGAGGAACGGCUGCGUUUCAAGCUCUUACAAGCCACGGAUACAGUACUGGGCAAACUCAAUGAAAAGAUGUCUUCUCUACAGUCUGUCAGAGAUUCCAUCAGUAACCAGGUUUCUGCAGUCUUCCAGCUUUACGAGCAGAACACAGUCAGUCUGGAUCUGCUGACUGUAACCGAGCGCUCGGCCACCGCCCCGUCACUCUCUGACAUGCUGGAGUGGCUGCAGGAUGCCGAGCGUCACUAUCGACAACAAUUUCUGAGGAGGAAGACUCUGCUUCAGACACUGAGAGCAGAUGAUCUCUCCCUUUUAGAAUCUGCUCCCAAAAGAUGGAAAUCCAUGGAGUCUCCCAGUGCAGAAGACCGCAUCACAGAUACACUUUGCAAAGUGUCCUUUUUUAUUGAGUCCCAAUGAAGAGCAUAAAAGCGACAUAAGUGGAACUCUGACCAGCUUGUGAAUCUUACUGCAUUUCUACGAAGACAACGAGAGCAGGAUCGCUAAAGGAAUACUGAGUAAACAUACAUGUAUACCUCAGAUGAACGCAUUUCCUGUGGAUGUUAGGAAGGACUGGAUUUUUAUUUUGUCACAAAUGUCUGUAGACAUGUUCUUGGAUGGGAAGUGUGUGAAUGUACCAGACGUUAUGGUAAUUACCACAUGGCAGAAGAUGCCUUUUUCCUUGAUUGAUGAAAAUCACUAUGUCACAUUGUUGCCUGUGAUGGUCAAAAUGGCCCAAACCAAAUGUAUUUUUGAGAACAACCAGCACACACGAGGAUAAAGACAGUUGCAAAGCACAGUUUGUGGAGCAUGCUUUAACAAACUUAUUUUAUUUCACACUUUCUAUGUCAGCUUUAUGUGACAAAUAAAGAGGCAAUGACAUUGUCAGAGAAUAA
Messenger RNA from Siniperca chuatsi (mandarin fish), 1306 nucleotides. RefSeq names its product c19h1orf109 homolog (H. sapiens) (gene airim). The coding region runs from base 222 to 830 and encodes 202 amino acids. The record is from RefSeq and is a predicted model, not a curated record. NCBI's taxonomy places the organism in Eukaryota, Metazoa, Chordata, Actinopteri, Centrarchiformes, Sinipercidae. The transcript is spliced from 4 exons. Gene Ontology annotation, cellular component: nucleus; cytoplasm.